Molecule: messenger RNA, 2973 nt
Organism: Cryptococcus wingfieldii CBS 7118
Lineage: Eukaryota; Fungi; Basidiomycota; Tremellomycetes; Tremellales; Cryptococcaceae
Exons: 2
Coding region: 1-2973 (990 amino acids)
Source: RefSeq, a predicted model, not a curated record
AUGAAGAUCCAGCACGGUGCCCUCCUCCUACCCCUGAUCGCUUCUUCCGCUGUGGCCCUGCCUUCUAGACGGCACAGGCCUCUGUUUAGGAAGGUCUAUGGCAAGAGGCAAGAUGCGGUGGACACGGGGGUGAACGCAACCGAGAGCGCGAGUGGCUCGAGCUCGUCGACGGUGACCGAGAGUGCAACCGUGACUUCAUAUGUCACGGCGUCUGCUAGCGGCUCGGGGUCGAGCAACGCUUCCUCGUCCUAUACCGAGUCGUCAUCAUACUCGGCCGCCUACCCGUCAGCUUCUUCCAACUCUACCGACCCGGAUUACUCCUUAUCCAACUCUACCUCCUCAUACACCUCUUCCAACUCUACCGACUACUCCAACUCGACCCAAACCCUCAACUCGACCCUUCCUUCCUCCAACUCGACCAACAACAACUCGGGGUACGACACUCAGCUGUCCAGCCCCAACAACAUCUCUUCCGAGGCCAUCUCGGCUCUUCUGAACAACACUGGUUCUUAUGCGACGUAUACUUACUCGGUGUACUCGCCCGAGACGGUGACCCAGACGUCGACAGAGACGGAAGUUGUGACGGCUACGAGCACGGACAGUGGGAGCGCUAGUGCGAGUGCGACGGCGGCGAGCUACGCGGAUGAUGGGAGUGAUGAUGAUGGAGAUGAGGACGAUGGAAAUGACGAUGACGGAGAUGAUGGGGACGAUGGAGAGACGAGCAAUGAGACGGAUGCGGAGAGUUAUUGGGAUCAGAUUGAGGCUGCGGCGGAGAGCUAUGCGGAUGCCUACUCGGGUACUGCUAUGCCUACAAAGACGUUGGAUGUGGUUCUUGAGCCUACUCAAGAGGCCGAUGGUUCAUGGGAAUACAUCAUUCGCAUUGGUACCGACGGUACAGCCACCGCCUUCCCCACUUGGUCUGCUAGUGCUACCGCUAGCAGCUCGGCCUCUUCCGGAUCGAGCUCUGGCAGCUCUUCGGACGCCGACAGCCAAUACGCUUCUGCGCCUAUUACCACCUCUGCCGAUAUCACUGGUGCGACAGCUACCACUUCGAGCUACUCCAACCCAUACCUGCAGAGCGCCACGAGCGUGUACGUUCCUGCUGCGGCCGCCACCGCCACUUCUUCAUCAACAGAUUCUAGCUCUUCGAGCGACUAUUCCAGCGAUGAGGAUUCCAGUGAUGAAGACUCGUCCUCUUCCAGCGCCGGUGUGUCUUCUUCGUCUGAUGACGAAGACACGACCUCCUCGAGCGCGGAUGAAUCAGCCAAUAACUCGGCAGACGACUCUUCUCCUUCGGCAACUUCUUCUACCCCUUCGGCGGCUUCAGCUACUGCUAGCUCCAGCCCUUACAUGGUACCCGGCCACAGCUCUUCUUCUUACGGCGACUCUUCCAGCUCUGACGACACUUCGUCUUCGGCUAGCGCCUCUUCAUCUUCGAGUGCUUCGGCGGCGUCGGCGAGUGCCACUACGGACCCCAACGCUGUUCCCGGCCAUUCUUCUUCCUCCUACCACGAUUCUUCUUCCGAUGACUCUGAGGACCAGUCUUCCGACGACUCUGAGGACAGCAGUGAUGAUACGAGUGUGAGCGCGAGCUCCGAGGGAACUCCUUCUUCUACUGCUUCUUACGAGUCUGAAUCUACUGCCUCUGCUUCAUCGGCUCCCUUCCCUCCUUGGUACGGCGGCUCUUCCUCAGACGAUGAGGGAUCCUCCUGGUCCAACGAGACGGUCACCAACUCUUCUACCCCUUGGGCGAACGAGACUACCCCAUAUGACAAUUCUACCUACCCUGGUUCCGACUAUACUACACCGUUGAACGGCACAAACACGACCGUUCCUUUGAACGAAUCUAUUCCCAUCAACUCUACCUACGGCAACUCUUCGGUCAACAGUUCGGUACCUUCCCUUGAGGGAGGGAACGGUACCUCCUCUUCUCUCGAUUCUUGGAUCGCUACCGCGACCGAGAGCGGAGAUGGGCUUGUAACUGUGGCACCUACAGAGACGGCUACUGUCGCUGCUACCUUGACUUUGGCGAACGGUACAGUGGUUCAGCCGACUGCUUCGAGCAACGAGAGUGUGAGCGCGAGCGAGGAGGAGGCUAGUGCGACUGAAAGUGGAUCUGUGGCAGGGUCCAUGACGGUCUCCCAGCCUUCUUCUGGUGCGAGCGCGACGGAGUCCGAGGCAUCGUCUAGCGAGUCUGCGAUUGAGGGUAUCGCUUCUCCAUCUGCCUUCUCCUCCUCCGUCGACCCCACCAUCACUGCUUCUUCCACCCAGGCUUCCAACACCACUCUCUCCCCUACCUCUUCCGACUCUGUCUCUGUGGCCGAGAACGAAGAUGGUAUCGAGACCGACUAUGUGACGGCUUGGACCACCAUCGACUACACCCAAACCUUGUCGGCUUCCUCGUCUGUCAUCCCCACUGCGAGCGCGAGUGGUGUGGCGAAUGUGAGCGACAGUGAGAGUACUGCUUCUGUUUCCUCCUCCUCUGAGGUUUCAGACAGCGAGGGAAGUACUCCCACCGCUUCCGUCACCAACGCCACUGCGUCUGCUUCUUCUGCCGAAGCCAGCGCUACCGCGAGCUUUGCUGAGGGCUUUGCCGUCGGUCUUGGCGACGCCUCUUCAUUCGAAACGGAAUCCCAGUCCGCGACCGAGUCUGCGUCUUCCGCUUCUAGCGUAGAGACCCAGUCCGCGUCAACAGCCUACAACGAAACCAUCCCUACUUCUUACUCGUCAUACUCUGCCUCUGAGGGAACCGGUUCCAUCUCUGCUUCUUCCGCCAGCGUGACCGAGUCUGCUUCCUCAUCUGAGGCGAGCGUGACGGCGUCUGCUACGGAGAGUGCGAGCGAAUUGGAAGAGACGGCGUGUGCGAGCGAGAGUGCGGGGCUGGAGGAGAGGGCUGUGGAUGAUGAUGAGGAGUAUGAGGAGGUCUGGGUCAACGAGGAUGAGAUUGAGGAAGGAUGGGAGAUUUUGAUCUAG